UGGUGGCAGCCGUGCUGUUUGCUCACACAUACGCGAUGCCAUUCCCCCUUGACAACUAUGAUCUUGAGAAAGAAGGCUUAUUACAGCAGCUCAACGACGAGUAUGGUGAACCAGUUGAGAUAACACUGCGAGACUCUGAGAGGCCAGCAUACGAACAAUGGCCGGAAAAUGGAGAAUUGCUUAGCCGCCAAAAAUACAAAUAUGACAACUCUGAAUACCCACCUUUCGACUAUGGCUUGUUAGAAGACCCUGAAUUCAUGAAUUUGGUUGCUGAAGAGUUGUAUAACAUGGUUUAUCGAGAAGUUUUAAAAGAGAAACUUGCAGAAUUUAUCAGUGAACUUUCCCAACCUAGGGACGAAUUUGAAAAUGAAGCAGCGCCAGUUAAACGAACGAAAAUGAACGACUUCUUUAAAUACUACGUCACUACUGAGAAUGAUUUACCCGGGAUCCGACGCCGUUCAGGAUUCGGGCCCGCAGAUCAGUACUUGCUGGACGAAGGUUCGCCAUUAAAUAGGCACGAUACUCGCAAAAGAUGGGGCGGUUUCAAGGAUGACAGACCUAGACGUGCCUUUGCCAAAUCUUCGGGAAUAUUGGACCAGGACGUGGUGAAUAAGAAAGGAAUUAGUGAGGGGAGAGGGUUUCAAGACUUUGACUGGGAUGAUCUUCAACAACUGGUAAAGAAAUCAAACCCGUAUUCUGAUGGGUAUGAUGAACAAUAUGCCCCACCUAUAUAUGGUGCUUUGGAGGAUGAAUUCCCGGACAGUCCGAUUCCGGAUGGCGGCCAGUAUCGUCGAAUCGGCUGGGGAGGGUUUCCAGAAGAAGACUUACGUGAUCCACGUAAGUCCAAAAAAACAUCUGUUGACCCGAUUCCAAAUUUGGUUGGUCCUUUUGCUGGUUACAAUAUGUUUGGCAGACUCAUUGCAGCCGCGGCUGCAGGGAAACGUGUGCAGGCGUACGAGGACGAAGUGCCCUUCAUCGAUCAACAACGAAGGUAUGACGAAGCCUUGGAUGAGGCUGAUUAUGAUAGGGCACUUACAAAGCUAGAUUCGGUCGAAGAUUAUUCGGACAGUGUACAGGAUGGAGAUUUUGAGGGGGAUGUGAACGUUGAGGAUCAAAAUGCCGAGAGACCAAGCCACUUUUGGGACGUAUUUAUUGACAAAUUCGACGAAUUAGCGGACAUUCCAAAACAAGAAAACAGUGAAGUUGCCGAGGCGGAGGCGGCGGAGGCGAAUGAGGAGGUUAAUGAGCUCGUUAAUGACGCCGAUAAUAACCUAGAUGGCAUGUUGGCUUUCCCGAUGGAUGACGAAGACCUUCCGGAGAUUACAGAAUUUGAUCCGGAAGAAGAUGAAGUUACAGAAGAAGAUGAAACAACAGAAGAGGCCAUCGACGAAGCCAAGGCCAAAGCAAGACUUCGACUACAAAUUCUGGAGCUGUUGAAAAAAUUCGAGGAGUUAAGAAGGCGGUAAUAUUUGAUAAUGUUUGUAAAACGAAAUGAAGAUCUUAAAGAAGAGCAUUAGGAAUGUAUUUGAUCGUAUAGCACAGAACAGUAGCAGUUGGUGGGUGAUUAUUGUCACACCUUCCACCCACUACUAUUGAAUCAGCCAGCUCAAUGUCAUGCUAUAGACUUAGGGAAGAUUCACUUUAAGUCUAUGGAUGGGUUUUUGAUACAGUUUCUAAAAAUUGGUGUGGCAAAUUAAAAAAAAGUGUAUAACACUCUAGGAUAUGAGCUUCAGGGCAAUAAAUUAAAUGUUGCUUAGAAUCCGUUAUAUGCCUUUCUCUUCGUAUUUCUUUGUAUUUUGAAUUUUUCAUUGUAUUGUUAUAGUUGCAUGUAAUUUUCAUAACGUGUGUGGAAGAUUUUGGGGGAUUUAUGGUCAUCUUUAACCAUUAUUUGAACAUUAUUUAUUACUUUUGAUGAAAGUGUAUAAUUCGUGUCUUAUUAGACAAAAAAUAUUUUACUAUUCGCACUCUCCUAACUAAAUAAGAUUGCAUGUAACAUGUGUGUUUUUAUUGAGGGUUUUAUUAUUUUAGACUAUAAUUUCAGAUAAGAUACAUAUCAGAAACGGUGUUUUGUAUACCAUGCUUUUACAUUUGUAUACAGCAACAAAACUACUGCCAUGGUUACAUUGCUAAUGUGAAAAAAAAAAUAAAAGUUGUUUAUUGAGACCAUGUGUUUCACGCAAAGGAAACAACAUAUCACGCAUGAAUUCACAUUCCAAAUAUCAAGGAAACGCCAAAGGUAUCAGAAUUAUCAUAAAGGUUUAUGAAUAGAUUACACAUAUCAAUGCUAGUUCAGUCUUGGUCGUGAAUGUGUCAGCUACAUCUGGGGUGGAGAUGGAGGAUAAAGUCAGUUUUAAUAAUUAUGCGUGAUAUUCAUAGAUCAGAUUUAUUUAAAUCUCACGUUUAUUCGUGAUAUAUGUCAUUACUUCUAUUGGGGGUCACCAUAGAUUAUACGAGAAUAUUGUGACGCUAAUCUCCAAACCUUUACUUUGAUAGUAUAAAGAAUUUCAAAAUAUCGACCAAGAAAAUAUUAACAGACAAUCUAAAAAGUUGAAAAUUGUAAUCUAAUAAGAGCUGACUUUGAAAUGAACAACCAAUAUUGCAACAUGCUUGUUUCAUAAUUUAGCCUCUGGUGAGUAAUAACUUAUGAGGUGAAUUUCAGAAUUAUAAUUAAAUCCAAAUUAAUUAAUAACUAAUAUAUACAAAUUGCACCUUUUAUUUAAAUUUAUAUAAUAUUUUAAGACAUAAUUGACUACAAUUUACGAAUAUUUUGAAUUAUUUGUGAUGUAAAAUGAAGUUUUUUUAUUUAUGUAUAUCUGUGGUUAGAGCUCAUGCGCACUGAUGCGCAGGUAGUGGAUGUGUCGGUGUUAUAAAUAAAUCAAUGCCCUAAAACUG
Messenger RNA from Saccoglossus kowalevskii, 2892 nucleotides. RefSeq lists its product as uncharacterized. NCBI's taxonomy places the organism in Eukaryota, Metazoa, Hemichordata, Enteropneusta, Harrimaniidae. The record is from RefSeq and is a predicted model, not a curated record.